This is a messenger RNA of Fragaria vesca subsp. vesca, 748 nucleotides long. RefSeq lists its product as uncharacterized. Gene Ontology annotation, cellular component: chloroplast. Bases 121 to 627 code for a protein of 168 amino acids. The record is from RefSeq and is a predicted model, not a curated record. The transcript is spliced from 3 exons. Lineage: Eukaryota; Viridiplantae; Streptophyta; Magnoliopsida; Rosales; Rosaceae.
AUUGAGAUUUUGACAUGGGCUCCCAAAAGUCCCCCCCAAACCCAAGUGAAAGUGAGAAACAAACUAGAAGCCAAGUAAGCAAUAUAAAGCAGAAACAGAUAUUUAGCUUAUAAUGACAAAAUGGGGACUCUAUCUCUCUUCCCUACUCUCUAUGCUCCUUUGCGAACCCAUCUCUCAUCUUCGAAAACCCAUCUGUGCAACCCCAUUUUCUUGCCACACGUCUCUGUAACUUAUCCUCAACAGAGACGCUUUCGCAGCAAGAAUGUUGUUUUCGGUAGCAAAUCAGUUGACCCGAAGGAGUCCCAGUUCUUUGAUGAAGAUGGAGCUGUGGACGACAUGGAUGGCUACAUGAACUACCUCUCUCUUGAAUAUGACUCUGUCUGGGACACUAAACCUUCCUGGUGCCAACCAUGGACAAUUACCCUAACCGGAGUGCUAGUGAUUGCGUUUAGCUGGCUGAUUCUGCACUCAGUAUUAGCCACAGGCGUUGUAGUCUUCCUAAUUGGCUUAUGGUGGUAUAUCUUUCUGUACUCUUACCCAAAGGCUUAUGCAGAUAUGAUUGCUGAGCGGAGGAAGAGGGUGUCCAACGGUGUUGAAGACACUUUUGGGUUGAGGGAAACCCGGUGAUGAUCCUGAUUAAAGCACUACCAAAGUUCUUAGUUCUUACACUAUCUUUCUGUAACUUCAUGCUUACUAGAAUUAGAUUGCUCUAAUCUUGCGUCAAUGAAUGAAAUGAUUAUUGAUAAUG